This is a messenger RNA of Helianthus annuus (common sunflower), 2648 nucleotides long. Its product is annotated as RAN GTPase-activating protein 1. NCBI's taxonomy places the organism in Eukaryota, Viridiplantae, Streptophyta, Magnoliopsida, Asterales, Asteraceae. Bases 840 to 2399 code for a protein of 519 amino acids. The record is from RefSeq and is a predicted model, not a curated record. Gene Ontology annotation, molecular function: protein binding; GTPase activator activity. The transcript is spliced from 3 exons.
UCGAAAAAAAAAAUAUGGCCACUUCCUCAAAUAUAAUAUGCCUUCCAAUUCAGUCUAAUAUAUAUUGCCUUUUUUUUCUUCCUGCCGUAUGCUCAUUUGACUUUGUCUCCUUCUGACGCCAAUUGCUUCUCCACAAAUAAUAGGCUUUCCCUCAAUUGCCAACUGCCGUCAAUGUCUUCUACCGUUUCCUGCCGUACCACUGUGUUUUUUUUUUCGAGAAAAUCAAUUGGCCACCACAAUAAUUCCUCCUCCCUCUGCCCUCUACGAAGAAUGAUUAGAUGAAGUAUGAAUCUUCGUGGGCGAAGAUUACUGUUCGUGGGGAAGAUUCUUCGUGGACGAAGAAUUGGUUUUGACGAACAAGGUUCUUCGUUGAGAAAGGUUCGUGGGCAGCGGCUGGUGUGACUGGCUGGAGAUGGAGUUUCCGGUAAUGGUGACGGCAGGUUUGAUGUUUGAUUUUGGUUUUGGUUGUGAUUGAUUGUAGAAGAAUGGGAGUUUGAACGAAGAUUGAUUUGUUUGAGAUUUGUUGAACGAUUUUGGUUUUGGUUUUGGUUUUGGUUUGAGAUUGACGAACAGAGUUUUCAAGGAUCAUAACUCCGCUCUGAUACCAUGUUGUAAAAUGAUAAUCAGAGACAAAGAUAAUCAAAGGGAACUUAUUUAUUGGUUUAUUUCUUUCAUACAAAACAGGGAAAAACGAGCCUUUAUUUAUAGGCUUUACAAGAACAAAUAAAAGGAAAUACUUAAAUAUGGAGAUGAUCUUGAGGAAUAAAUAAUUUUCUCUAAAUUAUUUUUUCCUUUUCUAACAGUUACUCGAUCCAAGGACGUGCUCAGGAUAGUUAGAUAUGGAUAUGGAUUCAGUUAAGCUAUGGCCUCCAAGCCACAGCACGAGGCUAAUACUCGUGGAGCGAAUCAUAAAAAACCUUUCAACUCCGUCCAUUAUAUCACGAAAAUACGGGCUUUUAAGUAAAGAAGAAGCAGAGGAAGAUGCCAAACAAAUUGAAUCUGCAGCCUUUGUGGCUGCAACCCAACACUUUGAAAAAGAACCCGAGAGUGAUGGAGGAUCUGCAGUCCAAGUUUAUGCGAAAGAAUCCAGUAAACUAAUGGUAGAGUUUCUCAAAACCGGGCCCAAACACAAAGAAGACCGAGACACUAUACCAGGGUUAACUACAUCAAACCAUGAACACGUGUUUGAUAUUUCUGGAGGGCGUCGGGCCUUCAUUGAUGCAGAAGAGGCUAAAGAGCUGCUAAAACCAUUAAAAGAGCCGGGAAACAAAUUCACGAAAAUUCGCUUUAGCAAUAGAAGUUUCGGGCUACCAGCAGCCCAUGUUGCUGCAACGGUCUUGUCAUCUGUUAAAGAUCAGUUGACCGAAGUUGACUUAUCGGAUAUUGUUUCUAGGAGGCCUGAGCCUGAGGCUAUUGGGGUUAUGCAGAUGUUUUCAUCAGCACUCGAGGGUGCUCAGCUGAGUGCUUUAAAUUUAUCGAAUAAUGCUUUGGGCGAGAAGGGGGUUCGGGCUUUUGGGGCUCUUUUGAAGUCUCAAGGUAAUCUUGUUGAGCUAAGUUUUAUGAAUGCUGGGAUCUCACAUGAAGCUGCAAAGGCGGUUUGCGAGUUGAUUCCUUCGACAAGUAAACUUAAGAUUCUUCAGUUUCAUCAUAACAUGAUGGGAGAUGAAGGUGCAAUCGCCAUUGCUCAACUUGUCAAAGGAUCGCCAAAUCUAGAGGAUUUCAGGUGUUCCUCCACAAGAAUUGGGUCAGCAGGGGGGGUUGCACUAGCUGAAGCACUUAAAACAUGUACCCUUCUGAAGAAACUGGACUUACGUGACAACAUGUUUGGACCAAAACCGGGGGUUUCUUUGGGUAACGCUCUUCACGCAAAUCUUACAGAAAUCUACCUCAGUUACUUGAACUUGGAAAACGAAGGAAGCAUAGCCCUUGCGAAUGCACUAAAACAAUCCAAAUCUGCCCUCGAGAUCAUAGAGAUGGCUGCAAACAACAUCACUUCAGAAGCAGCAGCCAAAGCAUUGGCUGACUGCAUGAUCUCAAACAAACAAUCUCUGACCCGAAUAAACUUGUCUGAAAAUGAAAUAAAAGACGCGGGUGCUAUAGUGAUUGCCAAAGCACUUGAAGACGCGUUUGAGCGAUUGUGUGUGGUCGAUCUGAGCACCAAUGGGAUUGAAACAGGUGGAGCUAUGGCAUUGGCUAAAGCGGUUGUGGGGAAGCCGGGAUUUAGGCUGCUAAACAUUAAUGGCAACUUUUUAUCUUCUAAAGGCAUUCAGGGUGUUAGAGAGAUAUUUAAGGAUUUCCCUCGUAUGCUUGGACCGCUCGAUGAGAAUGAUCCUCGUGGGGACGGAUUCGAUGAACUUGAAUCGAAGCUCAAGGACCUUGAAAUGAAGCAGAAAGAAUAAGUUUGUGUUACUAACAUCAAGCAUUUUCAAGAUUGUUCACUCAGGCAGUGGGUCUUAAGUUGGGUCAAAACGAGUCGGGUCGGGUAAUUAUAGUGAGUUGAGCUGACCCAUCAAUAAUUGUUUUUGGUAAAUAACUAAGUUUGCAUAAUAAAGAAUGAAAAAUAUUAUUUAAAUAAUUAUUUAAAUUUUAGUAAAACAAUUGCGGGGUGGUGAGUAUUUAAGUAGUUUAUACAAGAUUAGGCUAAAAUA